Molecule: messenger RNA, 1435 nt
Organism: Caenorhabditis sp. 36 PRJEB53466
Lineage: Eukaryota; Metazoa; Nematoda; Chromadorea; Rhabditida; Rhabditidae
Source: the annotation of a GenBank genome assembly
AUGAGAACAACCGUUUUUGAUGUGAAAGUUCAUGUUUACGGGCGAGUUCACCUCUUCUUCCUGUCCCUCGGCUACCAGAUAAUGGUGACGAGUUUCCUGGUGAUAACCGGAAUUUGUCUGAGAUUCGGCACGAUAUUCGAAGUGAAAGAGUGUGCCGAAGCACGGAUGAUUCCAUUGAAACUGCACAAUUUCGGAGAGUUCACCGUCGUGAGCUUCCACAUGCUCAUCAAUAUCGGUUAGUCACGGGGAUGCUCAUAUUCAGAGUACACAUUUUCAGACCGACUCUUCUUGGCUUUUCGGCCGCGAAGAUCACUGGGAAAAGGCUCCAAAGUAUUCUUUUAUGCUUCAGUGUUCGUCGCAUUCAGUCUGGGAAUCGCAUACGAGGAGUUGGCACAUUGUGCGUUUAAGCGAAAGUAAAAAGUGCAAUCAAUUUCAGACUUUACAGAUGAAGACAUUCGAAAAUCGAUAGCAUUCGGAACAAUCUGUCUGAUAAACGUUCUCAAUCUCCUGGUAAAUAAGGUCCAAACAAAAACAGAAUUGUGUUGAGUUGGGAUUUCAGCUGGAAUUGAAAUUGUACUACUAUACGAAUGUAGUGCUCAUAAACACAAUUGGAGUCGUUCCGUUGGAGCGUCGUUUCGAACUCUCUUCGUCCGUGACCAUGAUCAAAUGCUUUCUUCCGGCGUCCAUCAGCAGUCUUCUUCUAAAGUCCGGCGCCUUCCUCUUCUUCUCUUCGUCCUAUCUUCUCAAAGAUCCGUCGGACAUUCCGCCGUUCUACUUUGUCUUGAAUGUGGUAAGUGUAUUCAAUUUCACAAUCAAAUACAAAAGACUGGUCAAAUUUCAGUUCUGGAACUUGGACUGCGCCCUAUUCCCCUGGUUUUUUUCAUACUGUUCCACCCGAGCAAAAAGGAAAAGCUGAAGAAUUUCCUGAAGAUUGACUCAAAUAGAACUCCAGAAGACAAGUACCAGACACGAAUGACUUCACACCAAAUACAACAGGACCAUUUCAAUCAGUUCAGAAACAUUUGGAGAGUAGGAAUGUGACAAAGAGAUUAAGAGGAAUUGUAAUUGUUUAGUAUUAUAUUCCGCUUCUGACAACAGUUGAACGCCUCCUUUCGUAUGCUUUCAUAAACGAAAAUUGUCGAAAGAGUUGCCAAUAAACCGUGAAAACUUAAAGCCGGACUCAAUUUUGAAAUGAAAAAUCGUUGAAUGCUCUGUUGACGAUCAAAAUUCCCUUUUGUGAAAAUUCUGAUUUUUGCUGUUGGGUGAGAAGCAAGUGCCUCUAAAUGGAUUUUGACAGAACUGGCCGUGGCCUAAGUGGAAACCUAGGCCAUCCGAGUACGAAUCAUUAUCUGGUGUCUUCGCAAUACAAAGCGCAAAUGUUCAGCGUAUCGACGAACAUUUCGCCGUUUUGCACAAGGCGCCGCGGAUGCCAUGA